This is a messenger RNA of Drosophila ananassae, 738 nucleotides long. RefSeq names its product V-type proton ATPase 16 kDa proteolipid subunit. The record is from RefSeq and is a predicted model, not a curated record. Gene Ontology annotation, biological process: proton transmembrane transport. Gene Ontology annotation, molecular function: proton-transporting ATPase activity, rotational mechanism. NCBI's taxonomy places the organism in Eukaryota, Metazoa, Arthropoda, Insecta, Diptera, Drosophilidae. The coding region runs from base 141 to 716 and encodes 191 amino acids. The transcript is spliced from 2 exons. Gene Ontology annotation, cellular component: proton-transporting V-type ATPase, V0 domain.
CUAAGCAGUGAAAUAAAUGUCAAAAUAAGAAACCUUUUUUAGAUUAUAGGGUCGUUACUUUUAUUCCGAAUCUAAUAGCAACCACAACGAAUAAAUUGAAACCAAAACUAAACCAGAAAAGUCGGCAGUUAUCAAUUAAAAUGCAUCCAUUUAGUAAUGGUAACUAUACCAACAUGAACAACCCCUAUACGGUGGACUACAUAAGGAGCCUUAAUCUCGAUAAAAAUAUAGAUAUACAGGCUUGGACUACCAAUCCGCCGUAUGCUCCUUUCUUUGGGUCCAUGGGAGUGGCUUUUGCCAUGGUGUUCACAUCGAUUGGAGCUGCAUAUGGAACCGCAGUCUCUGGAUCCGGAAUCGCUGCAACGGCCGUAAUGCGUCCGGAAUUGGUCAUGAAGUCAAUUAUUCCAGUGGUUAUGGCCGGCAUAGUGGCCAUUUACGGAUUGGUGGUUUCUGUUUUGCUGUCAGGAGAACUGGAUACAGCUAGGACAUAUUCAUUGGCCAAGGGAUACGUCCAUCUUGGGUCUGGAAUGGCUGUUGGAUUUUCGGGGCUGGCUGCCGGAUACGCCGUAGGGGAAGUAGGCGAGGUUGGCGUGCGCCACAUUGCCCAGCAGCCCCGUCUCUUCAUUGGAAUGAUACUUGUCCUCAUUUUCGCCGAGGUCCUGGGACUUUAUGGACUAAUUAUUGGAAUAUAUCUUUACACAGUAGAUGUAAAAUAAAUCUAAAAGAUUAUACUACUUU